CUUCCCUCAGUGGCAGAAUUAAAGUACCAGUGUCCUGUUGCUGCCGUGCCCUUGUCUGAGCUUUCUGAUUGACUUUUUUUUCUCUGCUCAGCUCUCCUCUUUGCUCCGGCAAAUCACCUCAGUUGUUUAUUUAAGUGUGACAUAUUUAUCAAGCCAGAUCCAACAGAUGAGCUGCCAUCCCAAAUUCCACACAAAAUCACUCAGGUACAGCACCAACCAUGGAAAAUGACCAGCCUCCCGCCUCGACUGGGCAGGACAUCCAGGGGCAGAGCGGGGGUAAACCUGCCCCUGGCUCUCAGGCCCCUGCUCCAGCACCCAUGGAGCAACCAAAUGCCUGCCCUGAAGCGGCUGUGUGCGAUAUCUCAGAGGAGCUGAGCCGGCAGCUGGAGGACAUUAUUAAGACCUAUGGGUCUGCUGUAAGCCUAAUGGAGAAGGAAAGUGCCACUACAGAAACUGACAGGCCUGAGAAGGGAGAGCCAGGCAGCAUGGAGGAUGCAGAGUAUGAAGAUGUAAAUGAGGAGAGUGAGAAAGAGAAGCUGGCUCCUGGGGAUGCUUCCAGUGCAAAAGAAGCCGGUGGCAGCAAGGAGCAAAAGCUGGAGAAGAAAAUCCUGAAAGGACUAGGGAAGGAAGCCACCUUACUGAUGCAAAGCUUGAACAAGCUGAAUACUCCGGAGGAGAAGCUGGACCUGUUAUUUAAGAAGUAUGCUGAGCUGCUCGAAGAACAUCGUGCUGAGCAAAAAAAGCUCAAGUACCUGCAGAAGAGGCAGGCCCAGGUCACCAAGGAGAAGGACCAUCUACAGAGUGAGCACAGCCGAGCCAUCCUCGCCCGCAGCAAGCUUGAGAGCCUGUGCCGGGAGCUCCAGAGGCACAACAAAAACCUCAAGGAAGAAACAAUUCAGCGGGCACGGGAGGAAGAUGAGAAGAGGAAAGAAAUAACUAAUCAUUUCCAAGGCACGCUGAGUGAAAUCCAAGCACAGAUCGAGCAGCAAAGUGAGAGGAACAUGAAGCUCUGCCAGGAGAACACAGAGCUUGCAGAGAAGCUGAAAAGCAUCAUCGACCAGUACGAGCUGCGGGAAGAGCACCUUGAUAAAAUAUUUAAGCACAGAGAACUUCAACAGAAACUGGUGGAUGCCAAGUUGGAGCAGUCUCAGGAAAUGAUGAAGGAAGCCGAGGAGCGACAUCAGAAAGAAAAGGAAUAUCUCCUGAACCAAGCUGCAGAAUGGAAGCUCCAGGCCAAAAUGUUAAAGGAGCAAGAGACUGUCCUGCAGGCACAGAUCACUCUCUACUCUGAAAGGUUUGAAGAAUUUCAGAAAACAUUGACCAAAAGCAAUGAAGUGUUUGCCACAUUCAAACAGGAGAUGGAGAAAAUGACAAGGAAAAUGAAGAAGUUGGAAAAGGAUACUGCUACAUGGAAAUCCAGGUUUGAGAACUGUAACAGAGCAUUACUGGACAUGAUUGAAGAGAAAGCCAUGAGGACCAAGGAAUAUGAAUGUUUCGUGCUAAAAAUCCAGAGGCUUGAGAACCUUUGCCGGGCUCUGCAGGAAGAGAGGAAUGAAUUGUACAAAAAAAUAAAGCAAGCACAGUUCCCUGAAGAAGUGAAUGGAAAUGGCAUCUUAGAAGAAGAUGAUGAUGCUGAUAGAAGCCCUUCCUCUCCUGAGCAGGCAAGCAUUGAGCUGCACGCUAAUGAUGAGAGGAUGCUGAAGGAGCUGGCUGAAGCCUUUAGGGUGUCCCACAAGGCAGAGGGGUCCAUCCCAAGCAACAGCAGCAAUCCAGAGGCCAGUGAUGCUCAGACAUGUAAUGCCAUCCUGGUGCCAGAGCUUCAUUCUCCUCUAACCCCACAAUCAGAGGCUGGGAAUCCCUGUGAGAAGCCCAGUAUGAGCACACCAGCGCCCACUGAACACAUGCCAUCAUCCCCUGGAAGCACAUCAGCACCCACUGAAAAUAUUACAACACCCACUGACAACAUGACGAAGCCCACCAAAAGCAUGCUUGUGCUCCCAGAAAGGGCACCAGUACCCACAGAAAGUGCACCAAUACCGCCUGAGAGUGUGCCAGUACCCACCGCGAACAUGCCAAAACCCACUGAAAGCAUGCCAGCAACCCCCAAAAACCUGCCAACACCAGCACAAAACAUGCCCAUUCCCCUUGAGAAUAUGCCAGCACCCACAAUAAGUCCACCAAAAGCUGCAGAGUGUGUGGAUGACCCAGCAGAACGGUCUGUCCAAGCUCAGUCGUCAGAGCAAAUGGGUGACACAGACAUGGAAGCAGUGGAUUGAAGAUGCUGGUGUGUCCAGCCUUGUCCUCUAAAAACCACAACUCUACUUUGUCCUCUAAAUUGAUACUUUUUUUUAAAGAAACAAAAAGUGGGUGCUAAAACACACUCACAAAUCUGUAGGCAAAUGUAAUGCAAUUCUCCUUGCUACCACUAUUCAGUAAUAAUGGGUCUCCAAAUUUUGCUGUCUUUCAUCUGCUUGAAGCAUAAUAUUUUCUUAAUGACAGGAAAAUACAAUGAAAUUACAGGAUCUUUUUUUCCCAGGCAUGAUGAGUCAUCUAAUUCAGCAAAACAAUUUUAAAGUGUUGAAGUUUCACGUUUCAAAAAUCAUUGCUAUUCACAUACAUAUAUUUAAAACUCAUCAUUAAUUAUAUCUAUUUGUGUAAAAGAUGGCCUACUUGGACACAUAGUGAUUUUCAUAAAUGAGGUGAAAGGAAUCUGUAAUUACAAAGUAAAAUAGCGAAACCAGCGAUGUGGUCAGCCGUAUCCAAGGAAAGGUACAAUAGCAAAGGUGAAUUUUUGUAUGAGCAAACUACUACUCAGCACUGUGGCCUGAACACCCACAAACCCUUAGCCUUACCUUGAAUCGCUAUUUUCUGCUUAGGGUUCUAAAAGAGGUUUUGUUUUCAACAGAACUGCAGGGGAAGGGAGAAGAUCUUUUCUAGAUUCCUCAUAAAAUGACUGAAAACAACAGCAACUUACAAAUUGAUCACAAUUCCCAAGGUAGGGGUCUCAACCCUCUUUCUGUAUCCAACAGAAACCUGCUAGUUUGUCAAGCUAUUGGGGAUCAUGAGCCAGAGAGGGGCUUAUGACUAUUUCCAGCUCACAGAUGAGGUCAAAAGUUCAGAAGUUGGUUGCCAGAUCCCAGCUUCUAGAUGAGGAACACACUGGAGGUACACUAGAAGGUACCAGGACAUACUCCAGAAGAUACCCCUAAGAUCAUGCUUCUGAAUGGUGUCAUCUCUUCCAGUCACAACCACAUGACCCUCUUCACAACAACUUCCUCCUGCUGCUGCCGCCUGUGCUGAUGCCACCAGGAGAAGGCUGAGCACAGUCACCUGUCACCCUGAUUGCUGGAGUGGAACACAAGUAAAUAGCCCAGAAGCAAAAAUAAAAGGUACCAGGAAAGCAAGAAUCCGUCUCACAGACACCUUCAGGAGCUGGCUAUUUUCAUCCCCUCUCUUGUGAGCCAGAUCUUCCUGUCUGCCUGCCAACACAUCCAUCAUAAUACAGCCACCUUGUCAAAAACUGGUUCAUUCCGGCACCAAGAACAAAGAUGAAAAAAAAAGGGGACAAGAGACGGUACCUACCCAGAGAGCUAUAUGGUCUCCAGCAAGGACAGUAAGAAGGCUUUUUGGAAGUUUAAAAAAAAUCCUGUUGGCAUAUUUCUUGUUUCUCAUCUCCUUCCU
Molecule: messenger RNA, 3681 nt
Organism: Pezoporus flaviventris
Lineage: Eukaryota; Metazoa; Chordata; Aves; Psittaciformes; Psittacidae
Gene: TXLNB
Product: taxilin beta
Exons: 11
Coding region: 219-2276 (685 amino acids)
Molecular function (GO): syntaxin binding
Source: RefSeq, a predicted model, not a curated record